UGAUGGACAUAAUGCAACACUUUGGAAUUACUGUACUCUCACUCAUGUUGACUUUAAUUCUCUUUUUCAGAAAGAUUUAAAAAGUGAAGAGCUUGAUCAACCAGUGCCACAGCAUCACCAUUGGUAUACAAACGCAAACACUAAAAAUUUCAGAGUAGUUAACAACAAAAGCACAACAUGACUUCAGCGCUUCUUCAGAAUGAAGAAACACAAUAUUGCUUUGAGAAUAUUAAUGGAUCCUGCUAUAAAACAUCGUGGUCUUCUGGAAUCCGCAUAACUUUGUAUGUUGUGCUUAGUUUUCUGACAAUUCUUACACUAGGUGGUAACCUAAUGGUAAUGAUUACAAUUGCUUAUUUCAAACAGCUUCACUCUCCUACAAAUAUUUUGCUCGCCUCCUUGGCAUGUGCUGAUUUUUGUUUGGGUCUGACGGUGCUGCCCUUCAGCAGUAUAAGAUCUGUGGAAACAUGCUGGUAUUUUGGGGAAACAUUCUGUAGAUUCCAUAGUUCUUUAGAAGUAUCUUUUUGUUUUUCAUCAAUAUUUCACUUGUGUUUCAUCUCUGUUGAUCGCUACGUUGCUGUUACUGAUCCGUUAAUUUACCCUUUCAAGUUCACAGUGCCAGUUUCAGGCAUGUGCAUAGCUGUUGCCUGGAUAUUUUCAUUAGUAUUCAGUUUUUCGGUUGUCUUCACUGGGGCUAAUGAGAAAGGGGUACAAGAAUUAGUAAACGUUCUCUCCUGUGUCGGGAGCUGUCAACUUCUUUUCAACAAAACGUGGGUGGUUGUAACCUCUCUCCUUUAUCUAAUACCUUUUUUUACAACAAUAGCACUUUACAGCAAGAUCUUUGCUGUGGCUAAACGACAAGCUAGAAUGAUUGAGAUGAUGAGCAACAACACCCAGUCGUCUGAAACUUGCAGUGACAGAGUUAGCAGAAGAGAGAGGAAAGCUGCUAAAACCAUUGGUAUUGCUGUGAUUGCUUUCGUGGUAUUCUGGACACCUUAUUCUAUAAUUGUAAUAAUUGAUGCUUUUUUUAACUUCAUAACACCACCCCUUGUCUUUGAUAUUCUGCUUUGGUUCACUUAUUCCAACUCUGCCGUUAACCCAUUGAUUUACUCUGUCUUUUAUCCUUGGUUUCGAAAAGCAAUGAAAGUGAUUGUGAGCUGUAAAAUGCUCCGGCUUGAUUGUUCAACAAUGAAUUUAUUUUCAAACUGAAAACCUGUCCGAUCCUGGGUAGAGCUACUCAUCUCACAUUUCACAGUCAUUCCCCUUUUCAUAAAAUCUGGCUGUGUAUCUCAUUUUCUGUAUAAAAUAUUGUCAUCUUGAUUUUAUACUUUGUAUAACUUUUUAUCAUUGUGAAAAUCUGGCUUAACUGUGUCACAGCAACUUUCUAAGGGCUUGUCUAUAUUUGAAACUUGUUUUGGUUUAUAGUAAGGUGUGAAUUUAAAACUACCUAUUCUGCAAUAUCAAUUCCAGUAAAUUUCCCAUGUGGACAAGCCCUAAGAUAUUUCCCACUGGCAGUAAGGGAGAUGGAUUACAAACACUUACUACAGAAGCUCUGGACAGGCCAGUUGUGAAUGAGAAAGAUUUGUUAGUUUUCAAUAUUCCUGUAUAAUAACAGUAAAUGCUUAUUAUCUGGUUUACUAAAUUUUAAGUGAAGAAGGAGCAUGCCAUUGACUUUACUCUGGCAGGCAAGUUAACUAUCACAUGAACAAACUGGGAUAAACUUCUAAAAGUUUAAUUUACAAAUUCCAAAAAUAACUUUUUGUAAAAAUUCAAUUUGCAUGGCAAUUCUUCCCUGCCUGCUUUAGUCUGCAUAGGGUCAAACUCUCCAUCCUCCUGAGGGUUGAGUUUAUUACCAAAAAAAAAUAAUAAAUUUCAGUCCAAACAUUCUCCCCAGGCUUGGCAGUUCUCAGGUCUCUCCCUGUAGGAAUUCUCUGUCCCAAGCCAUACAUCCCUCUGCCUAAAGAGCCAUUCCUUUAGCCCCAGAGUGGAGUUAACAAGCCACACAGCAGUGAGAUGGAGUCAGCAGAGAUAAAUUAGCAUCUUCACAACAGAAAAACUGAGCCUCCUGCUUAUAUUGAAAUCGUUAAUGAGAGCAUGAGACAUGAUUUUAUAAAUGUCCAACUGACUCAAAGCUUUAACCAACUUCAUCAGUGGCUUACAGCCUCAGCGAGAAAACAUAUUUGGCGACACAUAGGAAUAGGAUGACGACUGACUUUUAGUAUUCAGUUGAAUAAAUAAUGUUUUAUCUUAAUAUUAAUCAAAUAUAUAAAAUAAUGCCUCUGUUGGAAAUAGAAUAGCUGUCCACUCCCUCUUCUCAUGGCAGAGCCUUUUGACUGGGAUAGGCAGGUAGCCCACUUCAUCCUGCCCCUUUUGGAAGCAGCCACCUGUAGCCUCUUCACUGGUUCCUGCCCCUGUAACUCACAGAACACUUUUCUAUUACUCCCCUGGUAAAUCUUGCAAGAUCCAGUGUUUGAAAAAUAUGGUCCAUUCUGAGACAUAAAUACUGGAGAAGCCCAGAGCUCAGAGAAAAAUCCAUGAAGCCACAGUGGCAGGAUCCACUGGCUAUUCCCUUAUUUCAAAGUGUUUGUGCUAGCUGAACAGACUUGAAUUAACCAAAGUAAAACAAGCAAAACCCAGUCAUCAUCACAAAAAACACAACGGGUAAUAGCAAAAGGAGAGAAAGGUAAAACUCUGUUAGUACCCAGAGGGAGCUUUUCUUAACAUAAUAGAUGUUUUUUCUUGAUCUGACAGUCCAGCUGAUGCUUGUGGGCUGGCAAUUCUGUUAAUUAUAAGUUCUCUGUCAACUGUGUGAUUUAUGGCAGCUUUUAUCUUUGCUUAAGAUGCAGUACAAAUAAGUCUUAAAAUUUAAAUAACUGGUGGUUGUUCAAAACUGAAUUUAUUUCAGACUGAAAAUCUGUCUUGAUGCUGUGUUUGCACAACAUCUAAAUCUUUGUCUGCCAGUUACCCUGGGGGCACCUUUCUACUUUUCAUCAUUCUAAAACUGUGUGUAGUUUUUCUUUUUUUCAGGUAAAAUAAAGUGAAAUGUGAAAUAUAAAGUCAUAGUGAUUUGGUAGCAUGAUUAAGAAAAAACAGAAAUCUCAGACAGAGAGUGGGGCUGCAUUGUGCUAGGCACUAUACAGUCAAACAGUAAGUGACAGUCCCUGCGCACCCAAAGAACUUGUGUUUUAAAAGAUAAGAUAUAACAGAUGGAUGAGACAAACUAGAGCAUGGGCAAGGUAGGGAGCUUGAAGGAUACUUGAGCACAGACUUAAGAAUGUAGUGUGGGAUUUUCGAAAGCACCCAGCACUGGCCUAACUCUGCUCCCGUUGAAGAUUAAGUCCCACUCUAAAUAACAUGAAAAACACUGUGGAGUGUAAAUUUGUUUAAGUGGUUUUGCAAUACAUGUAUUUAGCUUGUAAACUGUUUGGGCCAGGGACCGACUUCCACCAUAUGUUUGUACAGAGCUUA
Molecule: messenger RNA, 3465 nt
Organism: Caretta caretta (loggerhead turtle)
Lineage: Eukaryota; Metazoa; Chordata; Testudines; Cheloniidae
Product: trace amine-associated receptor 7a-like
Biological process (GO): G protein-coupled receptor signaling pathway
Cellular component (GO): membrane
Molecular function (GO): trace-amine receptor activity
Source: RefSeq, a predicted model, not a curated record